This is a messenger RNA of Macroventuria anomochaeta, 510 nucleotides long. RefSeq lists its product as uncharacterized. Bases 44 to 430 code for a protein of 128 amino acids. The transcript has 2 exons. Gene Ontology annotation, molecular function: protein-disulfide reductase [NAD(P)H] activity. Lineage: Eukaryota; Fungi; Ascomycota; Dothideomycetes; Pleosporales; Didymellaceae. The record is from RefSeq and is a predicted model, not a curated record. Gene Ontology annotation, cellular component: cytosol.
CAAUCACGAUUUUGUCUGGAGUUUCGACACACUCGAUAUAACAAUGCCGAUUCAAGACCACUUCUCACUGCCUCCCUCCGCACAGGAUCUGCAACUUCCCACCGACCCAGCAGCCAAACUCUUCAUCUGCUUCAUCUCCUCUAUAGACCCCACAACACACCAAUCAUGGUGUCCUGACGUCCGAGCUGCGCUGCCGCGUGUGCAGAAGAUGUUCUCCGGCGCAGAUGCACCGGAAGUGGCGUACGUGCAUGUUGGGCAGAAACCCGAGUGGAAAGACAUGGAGAAUGUGUACAGGAAGAAGUGGGAUGUCAAAGCUGUUCCGCAAUUGGUGCGGUACCAGCGUGUGGAUGGGGAAGUGAAGGCGACGGGAAAGUUGGUGGAGAACGAAGUCAACGAUGACGGGAAGUUGCUUGCUUUCGUCAGUGGUUGAAUAGACCUGACUGGGAAAAGAGUGGGUUGAGGAUGGCGGCAGGCACUAAAACUUCUAUCAGUGGAUCAAUCGCAAAUAAU